Chrysochloris asiatica (Cape golden mole) is the source of this 4911-nucleotide messenger RNA. RefSeq names its product ATP-binding cassette, sub-family A (ABC1), member 5 (gene ABCA5). The coding region runs from base 1 to 4911 and encodes 1636 amino acids. The record is from RefSeq and is a predicted model, not a curated record. The transcript is spliced from 38 exons. Gene Ontology annotation, cellular component: intracellular membrane-bounded organelle; membrane. Gene Ontology annotation, molecular function: ABC-type transporter activity; ATP binding; lipid carrier activity. Lineage: Eukaryota; Metazoa; Chordata; Mammalia; Afrosoricida; Chrysochloridae. Gene Ontology annotation, biological process: transmembrane transport; lipid transport.
AUGGCGACUGCAAUCAGGGAGGUGGGAGUUUGGAGACAGACCAGAACACUCCUACUGAAGAAUUAUCUCAUUAAAUGCAGGACUAAAAAAAGUAGUGUUCAGGAAAUUCUUUUUCCACUGUUUUUUUUAUUUUGGUUAAUAUUAAUUAGUAUGCUGCAUCCAAAUAAGAAAUUUGAAGAAGUGCCUGAUAUAGAACUUAAUACUGGGGGAAAGCCUGCCUUCUCUAACCUAAUUCUUGGAUAUACUCCUGUGACUAAUCUUACGCAAAGCAUCAUGGAGAAAGUGUCUGCUGCACACCUUCCUGAUGUCAUCAUUUAUGAAGAAUAUGCAAACGAAAAACAAUUGGUAACAUCCAGUGUUUCUAAGCCCAGUAACUUUGUCGGUGUGGUUUUCAAAGACUUCAUGUCCUAUGAACUUCGUUUUUUUCCUGACAAGAUUCCCGUAUCUUCUGUUUAUGUGGAUUCGAGAGCUGGCGAGUCCUCUCAGUACUGGUCCUCGGGAUUCACCACUUUACAGAUGUACAUAGAUGCUGCCAUUAUAGAGUUGAAGACCAAUGUUUCCCUGUGGAAGGAGCUGCAGUCAACGAAAGUUAUCGUUAUGGGAGAAGCUGCUAUUGUGGAGAUAGAUACCUUUCCCCGAGGAGUAAUUUUAAUAUACUUAGUUAUAGCAUUUUCACCUUUUGGAUACUUUUUGGCAAUUCACAUUGUAGCCGAAAAAGAGAAAAAGUUAAAAGAAUUUUUAAAGAUAAUGGGACUUCAUGAUACUGCCUUUUGGCUUUCCUGGGUCCUUCUGUAUACGAGUCUGAUUUUCCUCAUGUCCCUCCUCAUGGCAGUCAUCGCAACGGCCUCCUCAUUAUUCCCGCAAAGUAGCUGCUUCGUGAUCUUUCUACUCUUUUUCCUGUAUGGGCUAUCAUCUGUUUUCUUUGCAUUAAUGCUGACGCCUCUGUUUAAAAAAUCAAAACACGUGGGAAUAGUUGAAUUUUUAGUCACGGUGGCUUUCGGAUUUGUUGGCCUUUUGAUAGUCCUUAUGGACAAUUUCCCCAAAUCCUUAGUGUGGCUUUUCUGCCCCUUCUGUCAGUGUACUUUUUUGAUUGGCAUUGCACAGGUCAUGCAUUUAGAAGACUUUAAUGAAGGUGCUUUGUUUUCUAACGUGGCAGAAGGCCCGUAUCCUCUCAUUGUUACCCUGAUCAUGCUAGCACUUAAUAGUACAUUUUACGUCCUCAUGGCUGUCUAUCUUGAUCAAGUCAUUCCAGGUGAAUUUGGCUUACGGAGAUCAUCUUUCUAUUUUCUGAAACCCUCAUAUUGGUCAAAGAACAAAAGAAAUUAUAAGGAAUUAUCAGAAGGCAAUGUGAAUGGGAGUAUUACUUUUAGUGAAAUUGUUGAGCCUGUUUCUUCAGAAUUUCUAGGGAAAGAAGCCAUCAGAAUCAGUGGCAUUCAAAAGGCAUACAGAAAAAACAGUGAAACUGUGGAGGCUUUGAGAAACUUGUCAUUUGAUAUAUAUGAAGGUCAGAUUACUGCAUUACUUGGCCACAGUGGAACAGGAAAGAGUACACUGAUGAAUAUUCUUUGUGGACUUUGCCCGCCCUCUGAUGGAUUUGCAUCGAUAUAUGGACACAGAGUCUCAGAGAUAGAUGAAAUGUUUGAAGCAAGAAAAAUGAUUGGCAUUUGUCCACAAUUAGAUAUACACUUUGAUGUUCUGACAGUAGAAGAAAAUUUAUCAAUUUUGGCUUCCAUCAAAGGCAUACCAGCCAACAAUAUAAUACAAGAAGUACAGAAGGUUUUACUGGAUUUAGACAUCCAGACCAUCAAAGAUAACCAAGCUAAAAAGUUAAGUGGUGGUCAAAAAAGAAAGCUGUCUUUAGGAAUUGCUGUUCUUGGGAAUCCUAAGGUACUCCUGCUAGAUGAACCAACAGCAGGAAUGGACCCCUGUUCACGCCACAUUGUCUGGAAUCUUCUAAAAUACAGAAAAGCCAAUCGGGUGAUCGUGUUUAGUACUCAUUUCAUGGAUGAAGCGGACAUCCUUGCUGAUAGGAAAGCUGUCAUAUCACAAGGAAUGUUGAAAUGUGUUGGCUCUUCACUUUUUCUCAAAAGUAAAUGGGGGAUUGGCUACCGUCUGAGCAUGUACAUAGACAGAUACUGUGCCACUGAGUCUCUCUCUUCAAUGGUGAAACAACACAUACCCGGAGCCACUGUCUUGCAGCAGAAUGACCAACAACUUGUAUAUAGCUUGCCUUUUAAAGACAUGGACAAAUUUUCAGGUCUAUUUGCAGACCUAGACACGCACUCUAGUUUGGGUGUUAUUUCUUACGGUGUUUCCAUGACAACUUUGGAAGAUGUAUUUUUAAAGCUAGAAGUUGAAGCAGAAAUUGACCAAGCAGAUUAUAGUGUAUUCACUCAGCAGCCACUCGAGGAAGAAAUGGAUUCAAAAUCAUUUGAUGAAAUGGAGCAGAGCUUACUUAUUCUUUCUGAAACCAAGGCUUCCCUAGUGAACACCAUGAGCCUUUGGAAACAGCAGGCGUUCAUGAUAGCCAAGUUUCAUCUCCUUACCCUGAAACGUGAAAGUAAAUCCGUGAGAUCAGUGUUGCUUCUGCUUUUAAUUUUUUUUGCAGUUCAGAUUUUUAUGUUUCUGGUGCAUCACUCUCUUAAAAAUGCAGUGGUUCCCAUCAAACUUGUCCCAGACUUAUAUUUCCUAAAACUUGGAGAUCAGCCACAUAAGUAUAAAACAAGUCUGCUUCUUCAAAACUCUACUGACUCAGAUAUCAGUGAUCUUAUUAGCUUUUUCACAAACCAAGACAUAAUGGUGACGAUUUUUAAUGACAGUGAUUACAUAGCUGCCGCUCCGCACAGCGCAGCUUUAAACGUGAUGCCAUCCGACAAGGACUAUGUGUUUUCAGCUGUUUUCAACACCUCUAUGAUUUAUUCUUUACCUGUGUUGAUGAACAUUAUUAGUAAUUAUUAUCUUUAUCAUUUAAACGUGACUGAAAGUAUCCAGAUAUGGAGCACUCCGUUCUUUCAAGAAGUUACAGACAUAGUCUUUAAAGUUGAGCUGUAUUUUCAAGCAGCUUUGCUUGGAAUUAUUGUCACUGCAAUGCCACCGUACUUUGCCAUGGAAAAUGCCGAGAAUCAUAAGAUCAGAGCGUACACGCAGCUUAAACUUUCUGGCCUUUUUCCAUCGGCAUAUUGGAUUGGACAAGCUAUCGUUGACAUCCCCUUCUUUUUUAUUGUCCUUACUUUGAUGCUGGGAAGCUUAUUUGCAUUCCAUUAUGGACUAUAUUUUUAUGCUGUGAAGUUCCUGUCUGUGAUCUUUUGCCUGAUAGCUUAUGUUCCAUCCGUUAUUCUGUUUACCUAUAUUGCGUCUUUCACCUUUAAGAAAAUCUUAAAUACCAAGGAAUUUUGGUCAUUUAUCUAUUCUGUGACAGCCUUGGUUUGCAUUGUAAUCACCGAAAUAGCUUUCCUUAUGGGUUACUUGGCUUCAACUAUUCUUCAUUAUACUUUUUGCAUCGUCAUUCCAAUCUAUCCACUUCUAGGUUGCCUGAUUUCUUUUAUAAAGAUUUCUUGGAAGAAUAACCAAAAAAAUGAUGACAUUUAUAAUUCAUGGGAUAGACUUUUGGUGGCUGCUGUAUCGCCGUACUUGCAGUGUGUACUGUGGAUUUUCCUCUUACAAUACUAUGAGCGAAAGUAUGGAGGCAGGUCCAUAAGAAAGGAUCCCUUUUUCAGGACCUUCUCAACAAAGCCCAAAAAUAGAAAGUCUCCAGAGCCACCAAACAAUGAAGACGAAGAUGAAGAUGUCAAAGCUGAAAGACUGAAGGUCAGGGAACUGAUGACCUGCCCGUGCUGUGAGGAGAAACCAGCUAUUAUGGUCUGCAAUUUGCAUAAAGAAUAUGACGACAAGAAAGACUUUCUUACAAGAAAAAUAAAGAAAGUGGCAACUAAAUAUGUCUCUUUCUGUGUGAAAAAAGGUGAGAUCCUGGGACUCUUGGGCCCAAAUGGUGCAGGCAAAAGCACAAUUAUUAACAUUCUGGUUGGUGACAUUGAACCAAGUUCAGGCCAGAUCUUUCUAGGUGGCUACACUUCCGAGCCGACCGAAGGCGAUGACUGCACCAAGUACCUGGGGUACUGUCCCCAGUUGAACCCACUCUGGCCGGACAGUACACUGCAGGAGCAUUUUGAGAUUUACGGAGCUGUGAAGGGAAUGAGUGCAAAUGAUAUGAAAGAAGUCAUCAGCAGAAUUUCAAAUGUGCUUGAUUUAAAAGAGCAUCUUCAGAAGACUAUAAAGAAACUACCUGCAGGAAUCAAGCGAAAGUUGUGUUUUGCUCUAAGUAUGCUCGGAAAUCCCCAGGUUACCCUGCUAGAUGAACCUUCUACAGGUAUGGACCCUAAAGCCAAACAGCACAUGUGGCGAGCAAUUCGAACUGCAUUUAAAAACAAAAAGCGAGCAGCUAUUCUGACCACUCAUUACAUGGAGGAGGCGGAAGCGGUCUGUGACCGCGUUGCUAUUAUGGUGUCGGGGCAGCUGAGAUGUAUUGGGACAGUUCAACAUCUAAAGAGCAAAUUUGGAAAAGGUUACUUUUUGGAAAUUAAGUUGAAAGACUGGAUAGAAAACCUAGAAAUAGACCGUCUUCAAAGAGAAAUUCAGUAUAUUUUCCCAAAUGCAAGUCGUCAGGAAAGCUUUUCUUCCAUUUUGGCUUUUAAAAUUCCGAAGGAAGAUGUGCAGUCUCUCUCACAGUCUUUCUCGAAGCUGGAAGAAGCUAAACAUACUUUUGCCAUUGAAGAAUACAGCUUUUCUCAAGCAACAUUGGAACAGGUUUUUGUUGAGCUCACUAAGGAACAAGAGGAGGAAGACAAUAGCUGUGGAACUUUAAACAGCACACUCUGGUGGGAGAGAAGACAGGAGGACAGAGUCGUGUUUUGA